Messenger RNA from Paralichthys olivaceus (Japanese flounder), 4155 nucleotides. RefSeq names its product bromo adjacent homology domain containing 1 (gene bahd1). Lineage: Eukaryota; Metazoa; Chordata; Actinopteri; Pleuronectiformes; Paralichthyidae. Gene Ontology annotation, biological process: negative regulation of DNA-templated transcription; heterochromatin formation. Gene Ontology annotation, molecular function: transcription cis-regulatory region binding; chromatin binding. Gene Ontology annotation, cellular component: chromatin silencing complex. The record is from RefSeq and is a predicted model, not a curated record.
GGGCUGUGUGUCUCUCCACCGGGGUGAACACAAGUGCGAGAGGCAGGGGGGCUUAGAGACAUUAACGAGGUGAAAGCCAUCUGUCAGCCACAGCAGGGGCGGCUCUGCUGCCGGCCCACGGUGACAUGUGGACGUCCGUGGCCCUUUAAGAAACUCCAUGUUUUCGCUACUUGAUGCGUCAACAUAAAAAGCGGAUGAUGCUGUUAUGUAAAAACACGCUGAAGUCGCUGGUAGUUUGCAGGAGGACGCCUCUCCUUACCCUUCGCGCCGGGAUCGUGGAUUAAAGUGGGGUUUUUACGCGCGGCGCACGGAGCUGCGCAGUUCGGAGUGAACACAGAGAGAAAAGGCUUCGGUCGAUCAACUCAACAUGAGUCUGCUUCCACUGUGUUUUCCUCCUCCACUCGAGGGAAGUGUACACCUGACGCAUCUCCCCCUCGUCCUGUGGAAGUGAUCCGUCUUCUCUCAGAACCAUCGAGCCCCGGCUUGAGUUCGGUCUCCGGGAAGAGAGUGUAUGGACUCAUCUGAUGAUCCAUAAUGAUGUUCAGUCAAGGCCCUUUCUGAGCUGAAACACACCAUCGCAGGACCCUGUGGAUGAAGAGGAGAAGGUGGUGUAUCUGCUCGCGGACGCCGAGACCAUGGUGAAAGCUCAGCGGAGCCAGUCAUUGAAAUGCAGGCAGCUCCAGAAGGAGAAGGGACGCAAGGAAAAGGGAGGUGGUGUGAAGAAGGGGAAAGAGAGAAAGAAUGAGCUCAAAGGGAAGAAAAAGAACGAUAAGAAAGAGUCACAUCGGAAUAGGAGGAAGACGCUGGUUGUUGGCGAUGGAGACACACUAGACUGUUGCGUCCUGCUCACCCGUCUGGAGGAGAAAGCAGUUAUGGGUAAAGAAAAGUACGCACCUAAAUCUGGGAAACAAAAGAGCGAUAAAGGCAUGAAGAAGCUGCACUCCAGCUCCAUUCAAAGAAGGACCAAAUCUGGACUAAAGAAAACAUCCACAUCCAAUCAACAUGCACUGGAACCAAAAAUCAACCAAUCGGACGCCUUACUCAUGUUGCCCACAUCUGUCCUUGAGCCCCGCAGGCGGAGGAUGGCCUCUCUCAAUGCCGAGGCUGUCAACAGCCUGCUGCUCUACAGAGACAACCCUGCAACGUCAAAUGUCAUAAAGAAAAAGCAGGCUCCUACUGAAGAUCCAGCUACAGAUAGUCUCACUAAAACUGAACACAGAGACCAUAAAACCAAAAAGGUUUCAUCAGAAGGGAAAGCAACACUAAAAGAAAAACCUAAAAAACAGAAGCGGUCAUCGUUGGAAGCGCUUAACAUAGACUGGCUGAGCUUGCUCACGCCAACCCCUCGGCGUCAAGCAGGCCUCACCGCUGCAACUCUGCUCAAACUCACUAGUGCCCCUUAUGGAACCAAACGGCAGAAGAAGUCAGAGGCCAAGCCAGGGAGUGGCGGUGAAGCCGCAGCAGCUACGACUCAGGAUGAGGUUAGCGGUAAACCGUUGUGUAAAGGGACAACGCAGACCAAAAGAACAAUGCAUCCCGAACACGAGGAGCAACUAAAGCACAGACAACAGGGUACAGAGGAUCCGGUCCAUUCCCAGCUGGGCCCCAAGAUCCAGGGAUGCUGCAGUUUAUGUAAGACAGAAGCUUUGGAUCCCGAGUGGAAAGACGCCACAGGGGGGCAGGAGUGUCUCAGACAUGCUCUCCAUUGUGGCUCCGCACUGGGAUUCUCCUUAAAAACAAUCAAAGAGGAGCAGGUGGAGACCAAGGUGUCCUCCUGCUACUGUUGCUCCCAGGAGAGGUGUGUCGAGUACUGUCACAGACUGGCCCUCUUCCUGGAGGACAAGACCUUCAAGGAACCCGAGGACGGCUCACUGGCCGACGUGUUCCACCACCAUCACCACCACCAUCAUCACCACCAUCACCAUCUGCAGCCUCCUCAUUCUGUCACCCACCCAGCAGCUAUAACCAUCAGCCCGCACACUUACACCUGUUUCCCUGGCUACUACGUCCACUUCAGCCACCCGGACCCUUCCCCCUCACCUGUGUCACCCCUCACUUUAUGCCCAAGGAGUGGCAAGAGACCCAAAUUACUCCCCAGCACAGGUCCGCAGCCCUCAGGUAUCAGCCAUCCGUUGUACUGCUGCACCUCUGUGGAAGCGUGCUACGGAGAGCCCUGCAGGAUCAACAGCUACUCCGCGUAUACCAGCGUGAUUCCAGCCAUCACCAGAGGGGGGUGCUCCUUUGGCCCCACAGACUGCACAAACUGUAACCGUGGCAUCAAGAGAGACGACUACUCAUCAAACCUCAACGACCAUCACAGCCCCUCCUCCAUCCCCAUCUCCCCCAGCCCCAGAAUCCUCACUGGCUGCCCCAUUCCCACUGUGCCUCCAGCCGGCCAAUCAGUGCCCCACGUUCAGACUCCGCUCUCCGACCCCAGCCAACCGCAGCCACCGCUGCAGGUGGCGAAGGAGUGUCCGCAGAGUGCCAAGCCGCCUAGUGGGUCGAGGUCUGGCGUGCGCGGCAACGGCACCAUCGGCUCAGCUGUCUGCCCUCUCAACAGGGACAAGAAACAGAAGCCCGGCUCUCCCAGUGUCAAAGAGCGGUCGGUUGCCAAGCACCCGAAGAACGGCCGCCAAAAAACCACCAACGGCUGGCGGGCAGUUGGCCUGCCCUUUCAGAGGGAGGUUUUCUCUGUGGGAGAGGAGGCUCUUGUGCUGAGGAAGUGUUUUGAGGGCAUCCAGAGGGACGGGGAUCUGAUUCGGGUCAGAGACACUGUUCUGCUGAAAUCUGGGCCCAAGAAGAAGUCUCUGCCUUACGUGGCCAAGAUCUCAGCAUUGUGGGAAGAGCCAGAGUCAGGGGAGCUGAUGAUGAGUUUGUUUUGGUACUACCGUCCAGAACACACGCAGGGGGGACGCAACCCCAGCUUGCAUUGUGAGAAUGAGAUCUUUGCGUCUCGUCACCAGGAUGUGAACAGUGUGGCCUGUAUUGAAGACAAAUGCUAUGUCCUAACAUUGGCACAGUAUUGUCGAUUUUGUGCCUUGGUAAAACGCCGUAGGGAAGGUGUACACGACAGUGCCACCUCCCUCGUGGUGCCACCCAUUGCUGGCAACGCCAUGCCCACCCACCACUGUGUGCCCGAUGACAUCAACCAAGAGCUGGUGUUCUUCAGCCGACACGUCUACGACUUCCGCUACGGUCGCCUGCUCAAGAACCUGCAGUAGCAUGUGACGUAUGACAUGACUGUGGGAUGUGAGCUAAUGUUUCUCUGGUUUCAUCCUCUACAACUUUGUUUGACUACAAAACUACCUGCUGCCUCUGUGAGAGAGGAACCAGACAUUUAGGAUGAAGGAGACACAAGCUUAUUUUUAUUUGAAAUUCAUACUCGACAUGACACAUGUUUAUUUAGUGAGAGUCAUGGUCUGACAUACAGUGUUGUAGAAGAGUCGUUAUGGCAGUGUAAUUGGGCUUCGUCAUACAUGGCUCUCUGGUGUUGUAGCAGCUGUGUGAAAACCCUGGAAUGUACUCUGCUGUAGAAAAUGCUACUGUAGCUCUUAGAAAUGUGACACUUGAUAUAUAUAAGGAGAAGUUGAUGUUACAUGUGAACCAUGUUACCAUCUGCCUGCAGAUAUCAGACACACAAAGUAUCAGUCAUACGUCAUAGAUAAAGAUCAUGCUCAUCAGUAGAAUAUUCACUUUCCUCACUGUAGACUAAGGUUUAAGAGAAAUGUGCAAAGUGUGUCUUCAACGUUUGGUAAAUGUGUUGAUUCACGUUCUUGCCAGAAGUUCUUUAAGUAGAUCCAAUCUGAGGUCAGUGAAUAUAAAGCUACUGCCAGGAGCCAUUUAGCAAAACUCAGCAUAAAUACUGGAAACAGGUGGAAUCUCUAGAUUGUAUGUAAAGAUGGACAACAUGUCUCCUCCCACUUUCCAGAAAUGAAUCCAAAAUAUCUCCAAGCUGCCAUCUUGGGCAUUUGGAGCCAGACUCUGCAGUAGGGAUUGGGGGAUGAAGCCACAGUAGCAAGGUCCCAUCGAUGCACUGGACCAAUCACAGUGUCAGCUUUAAGUCCUUGUUUCAUCCUGUUUUUAUCGUACCAAAUGUAAUAUAAAACCAAACCUACCGGAAAAUUAACACUUGAUUAAAAGUCAGUGUGAUAAGAA